Molecule: messenger RNA, 1572 nt
Organism: Perkinsus marinus ATCC 50983
Lineage: Eukaryota; Perkinsozoa; Perkinsida; Perkinsidae
Exons: 4
Coding region: 31-399 (122 amino acids)
Source: RefSeq, a predicted model, not a curated record
CUGACAGUUGAUCCAUUCAAGGCAACCUGAAUGCUUUUCAACUUCCAUUCCAAAUCUUCCUCAUGCAAACUCGAUAGUAGUGGAACCACGUGGUCUAGGAAGAUGGAUGCCCCACGCAGUCCUAUAUCGUCAGCAUCAUCCUUGUCGAUAUGUAGUGAUGGAAUCCUGCGGCGUAGUUCAGGUGAUUGUGUGGAUAGUGGCAGGAUGGAUAGACGAGGUCACUUAAUACAUGAUGGGUCCAAAUCGCACUCUAUAUCCUUUGCUGAUGAGGUGGAAGGGGAUAGUGGAUCUUUGGAGAACGUUUUCAUUGUGGAAAGUUUCAAGGCAUACUAUACCGAGGAUGAGUUCCAUUCUGGCAAAAGGCAUCGUGGAUGCUUCAGUUUACGAGGCAUCUUCUAGUUUCCUUUUGCCCUAUUAUCGCCUAACUCACAUAAUGCUUGUCCUCAGCAUCAAUGAUGCUUGCUGUGGACGGCGUGAUGUGUGAUGGAAUGAAGCCAGUUGUAUAGGUAAGAUGUUUUCGUCACCACGUACCUUAGUUUCGCAUGUAGUUGUAAAUACCAAAGCAACUGUCGUGUAUAACCACGGUGAUGCACAUCAUCAUUCUCUGUCGAUCUGUAUUGAGGCCUUCCUCUAUCUCCGUGUUCAACUGUCUCUUAUGCUUACAUCUCCACUGUUGCCGUGACUUCCGCUACGACUUCUGUCCCAUGCAUGUUUGUGGUCCCGUAUUUUGGAACUACGAGUUCUUCUCGCUGAUACGAGUAUGGAGAUAGUCGUUGGAUCGUCGGUAUAUCGUUGGAGGUGUGGCAAUGUCUCUGGUGGUGUAGCAAUGUUUGUUCGCUUGUCAAAGAUUCUUAUUCAUCUUGCGGAGUGAUCAGUGAGUGCUAGGAGGCGCCAUCCGGUAAUGCAGCACUGCUGCAGCAGCAGUUGUAGCAGAGUUUUGUAUCAAGCUCACCUUGUUGCCUGAGGAAGGUAGGCUCCCCUUUUCCGUCACCAACGUCAUGUGUGUCCAGCCCUGUGCUCCAUCAUGACUCAACCGCCGUUGAUAUAACUAAUCUCAGCGCGGUAUGCCUGAUCUAGUGGAUUUUGUAUCGUUACUAUCCCUAGUCCGAACAUUGACCAUCGUUCAUUAAGGAUGAUAGAUGAUAACCUAUCUACCGUAGUGGAAACCGUCUACUUACACAAGGAGGUGGUUCUGCAACAACUUUUCCAUCAUUCUCAACUUCUAAUUGUUGUUACAUGAUAACUUCGAGGCGACAACUGCCCUUUUGUAGUGUCAUUCUGUAUCUCAUUACUGGCUACUAUGUCUUGGUCUUACCAUUGUCAACAUGCUUCCGUAUCUUAUCUUGAUAUGAUUUCCCGAAUCUGGAGGUAACUCGGCUUGCGAUACUUGGUGAUGUGGUAUGUAGAUAAAUUGCUGCUCUUCUUACACGGGCUGGUUAUUAUUAUCUUCAUAUCGGCUUCGCGAUAGGCGAGCUGCGAUGGUUCAUGCCAAAGUAUCAUCAUUAUUGUCGCCGGCGUUAAGUAGGGUCUUAUCGUCCAUGAGUCUCCCAUCAAUCUACCGCAUCAUCUCAU